Messenger RNA from Lingula anatina, 2098 nucleotides. RefSeq names its product sialate O-acetylesterase. Gene Ontology annotation, biological process: carbohydrate metabolic process. The record is from RefSeq and is a predicted model, not a curated record. Gene Ontology annotation, molecular function: sialate O-acetylesterase activity. NCBI's taxonomy places the organism in Eukaryota, Metazoa, Brachiopoda, Lingulata, Lingulida, Lingulidae.
UCAUGACUGAAUAGUCCCAAAAGCCCGGCCAGAAGAUAUAAUUUUGUUUCUUGUGUUACAGAUUGAAGAUGAGGCCUUUAUUGAUACUGUUGCUCUUGGUUAUAUUUAACAGUGCAUCAACAAGAGCUGGAAAAAAAGUUACUGCUGACCUGAGCUUUGCCAGUCAUUAUGGAGAUCACAUGGUGCUGCAGCAAGCACCUAAGCAGGCUGUGGUAUGGGGGUUUGCAAAAACUCUAGGAUCAGUAGUCAAAAUCACUGUACAGAAUGAUUCUUAUUCUGCCACUGUGCAAAAAAAUCCUCAAGACAACCCAGGACCAGGUGUAUGGAAAGUUUUAUUAAAGCCCACACCCUCUUCCACUCCCCCUGUGAUUAUAAGUGUUAAAUCUGUUGAUGGACAGGUGGCAAUCAAAGAUGUCCUCUUUGGAGAUGUAUGGCUGUGCUCAGGACAAAGCAACAUGCAGUUUACAACAGAUAUGAUGCUGAAUGCAAGUGAAGAGCUUGAAGGAGCCUCAAAGUACACUCAUGUAAGACUUUUCACUGCUAGUCAAGUGACAUCAGAUGUGCCACUUCUUAACUUAAAAAGUGUAGAAGAGGUUUGGUCCUUAGCAGCAAAAGACACUGUUGGUCACCAACCAUGGAAAUAUUUCUCAGCAGUGUGCUGGUUGUAUGGGCGGAUGCUAUAUGACAGGCUCAAGUAUCCCAUAGGCCUGAUAGACACAACUUGGGGAGGGACCCCUGUAGAAGCUUGGUCAUCCCCAGAUGCUCUAAGGCAGUGUUAUGGUCAGAGCAACGAAGACAGGGUGAAAGUGAAUGACCCAAUGUUUCCAGAGGCUCCAGGUGACCAUACUGUCCUGUGGAAUGCCAUGAUACAUCCUUUCCUCAACACAACUAUUUAUGGAGCUAUCUGGUAUCAAGGGGAGGCCAAUGCUUCACCGCCUACUAUGAACAAAUACAAGUGUACAUUCCGUGCCAUGAUUGGGGACUGGAGACAGAAGUGGCAUGAAGGCACCAUGGGACAGACUGAUGAAAAUUUUCCAUUUGGUUUUGUCCAGCUAGCUCCAUGGAGAACAAAACCUAACAGUCCAUCUGGUUUUUCUACCAUACGCUGGCAUCAGACGUAUGACAUGGGCUAUGUACCUAAUUAUGACCUGCCCAAGGUCUUCAUGGCAGUGGCCAUGGAUUUACCUGACCCUAAAUCGCCCUGGACCGGCAUCCAUCCUAGAGACAAAAUAGAUGUAGCCAAGAGACUGGUGCUGUCAGGACUUGCUGUAGCAUAUGGUAAGAGUGGAAUCAAGUUCCAGGGCCCUUUGCCUUCAGCAUACUUCAUUGAUAUAGGCUACUACACUCUAAGGGUAGAGUAUGACAGUGGGAAAACGCUGCUGGAAAUAAGGAGUAGUGCUGGAUUUGAGCUUUGUUGCUCCCAUGACAACACCAGCAUAAGCCAGUGCAAUGAGACAAGCACGCUGUGGCAUGAAGUUCCCCUUGUGUCCCAUGACAGCACUUCCGUCACCAUGUCUUAUGGGAAAGUUGCUGGCUGUGUCGGGCAGUGGGUUAUGGGCAUGCGUUAUGCAUGGAGAGAAACACCAUGUGAAUUCCUGGCUUGUCCUAUUUACAGUGUGGAGAAUGGUCUUCCUGCACCACCUUAUGUAACUGUGGGCAUUAUAGGCUAUGACGUGUGAUUUCAGAUGGCUAGAGACAAAAUACGUUUUAUCAACUCCAGCUGCAAAUUAUUAAUUUGCCCACACUAUUAUCCAUUGCAGAUUAUUUUUUGACAUCGUAAUUAGUGGUCAUGCCAGAGCUGUGAUGAAAAUGUCUACGGACAGUUGCAGUAACUUUUCUUGUGUUUAUCUCUAUUAUACACUAUAGGUGACUUUUAGACAAUCUUUGACACAGAGAAACCUUCUUGAAUUAUGAGUAUAAUAAUAUUAUACAGAAAAGUUAUUUAUGUCUCCUCAUAAACCCAAGCAAAAGGAUAAGUAAAUGACAAACACAGAUAUAGUGUUCAAAAUUUGGCCGGUAGUGGCCGUUUUAUUGAAAGGUCCCUCUAGUAAAGAAUGGUGUUAGAUAUUAUAUAGCAUUAGAUAAUGUUAUAUCUUAA